This is a messenger RNA of Linum tenue, 1417 nucleotides long. NCBI's taxonomy places the organism in Eukaryota, Viridiplantae, Streptophyta, Magnoliopsida, Malpighiales, Linaceae. The record is from the annotation of a GenBank genome assembly.
CACACUCCAGAAUUUUCUCUCCCAAAACCCCAAACAUUACCGCCCAAACGCCAGCUCUUCUCCUUUCCUCUUCGUCUCUCCUACAUUCUCUCUCCCGUCUCCGAAUCUCGCAAAAUGGAGGCGCCAAUUCACUGCGCACCAGCUCCACACGCUCUUUUCAAAUCCGCCGGCAGCGACGACGACGCUUCCCCCGACUUCCCUCAGCCGGACAUCCAGAUCCUCACCUCCGCCGGCCUCCGCAUCCCCGCACACGCCGCCGUCCUGGCCUCGGCGUCGCCGGUGCUAGAGAGUAUUGUUGACAGUCCGCCCAAGCACAUUAGUAGCUCCGAGAGGGUCAUUCCGAUCCUCGGCGUUCCCUGCGCCGCCGUCGCCGUCUUCGUCCGCCUCCUCUACUCGUCAAGGUACGCAGAAGAUGAGCUGGGGAAGUUUGGGAUCCAUCUUUUGGCACUGUCUCACGUCUACUCUGUUCCAACCCUGAAGCAGCGAUGCGCCAAGGCGGUUGGUCAGAACUUGACCAUUGAUAACGUGGUGGAUGUUCUUCAACUGGCGCGGCUGUGUGACGCGCCUGACCUUUACAUCAAGUGCAUGAAGUUGGUCUCCAGCAACUUCAAACCCGUGGAGCAAACAGAAGGGUGGCAGUUCAUGCAAGACCAUGAUCCCUGGCUCGAGCUCGAGAUCCUGCAGUUCAUUGAUCAAGCUGAACUGAGGAAGAAGAAAGCUAGAAGGCACAGGGAAGAGCAGCGGUUGUACAUGGAGCUCGCGGAGGCGAUGGAUUGCUUAGAACACAUAUGCACAGAAGGGUGCACGAGUGUCGGGCCGCAUGAUGUCGAGCCUAACAGGAAGAGCCAGCCUUGCAGCAAGUUCUCUACUUGUCAAGGGGUUCAGCUUUUGAUCAAGCACUUUGCUGCCUGUAAGAAGCGGGUUAAUGGAGGGUGCUCCCGUUGUAAAAGGAUGUGGCAGCUUCUCAGACUUCAUGCCUCGAUAUGUGACCAACAUAAUUCUUGCAAAGUCCCUCUCUGCAGGCAAUUCAGAUUGAAAAUGCAGCAAGAGGAAAAGGGCGACGACACUUUAUGGAAGUUGCUAGUGAGGAAAGUGGUUUCUGCCAGGGUAAUGUCUACCUUGUCCCCAUUUGCCAAGAGGAAACGAGAAGACAUCGAGCGUAUGCUUCCUCCCCAAAUGAAUUGGACCCAUCAAGCAAAGUAAAUCGUCUUGAGAGCUUCUUCUAGUUUGAAGUAGAAAAUGGGCAUUCAAAAGAUUGUUGUACAUGUGGGGUGAGUGGGGUUCGUUAGUUAUCACUUGUCCCUUUAUGGGUCCGAUGGCUACAUCGAGUAGUAGGAAAUUGCUGUGGAGACGUGAAGAAAAUCAAGCACAAUUGUGUCGUCGUGUGUAUAUUAUAAUUUUUUUUUCUUCUUCUCUU